AUGCUGAUUGGCCUUUUAAUACCUAUAUCUGCGACCCUAAACCACCUUCCAGGCGAACCAUCGAUAGGUCUUGGCGGUAAGGACGUCCAUGAUUUCAUCCAAAGAGAGCUUGAUACGCCUGUAUUAGACGAGAUGUAUCCUAGUCUGUGGCUCGUGGGCCGCCAAGAAUUCGACCAUAUUGAUCCGCUACAUCGACAGAGAAUCAAGGGAAGGUCUGUUGUACCAUCCGAAGAUAGCGGGCUACACAUGGUGUGGACAGAGAACACGAUUUAUGUUAAGCCCAUACCACUCUGCUUGCUCAAUCACAACUUCUGGACUCGAUAUCUAGUGGAAGCAUCCGGAGGAGGAGGCACAACGUCUGUUGCACGAGACUCGAGACGGUCAGAUCGCCUAAUUGCCACGGGGUUUCUCCGUUCAUACGCUUUCCUCAUUCGUCACCGUUGUGACUAUGAGAUAGCAAAGAAUAGCUUACUCAUACCUGGCGACUUCGACUGGACUCAAUGGUCACGUUUUAUACACAACUUCCGAUCUCUUAAAGAUGGUGAUAGAGUCGCGAAGAGAUACCACUACGGUCAAAUGCGACUUUCGCGCCUGAACUGGGCCGUGCGUCUCUUGCGACCUCAAGGGAGUCCAACCUGGUGGUUCUACGAACUACCUUACUGGUCUACUAUGCCAUACGUGGAGGCCGCAGCGGCACUACUGCUCUUCCUGUUCGCAAGUGUCUCGUUGACACUAUCAUCUAUCUUCGGCGCCGCCGCCACGACAAUUAUGAGCCGAGCAUACUGGGUUUUCUCGCUAGUCGUUAUACUGCUUUCAUUGCUGAGCUGGACAUUACUAGUUGGCGUGCCUCUAGGCAUCUUCGUCUGGCAGCUUGCGUAUGGAUUCUCAUCUAGGAAGAAGAAGCCAGCAAACGCGACAAAAGUCUAG
Molecule: messenger RNA, 927 nt
Organism: Aureobasidium melanogenum CBS 110374
Lineage: Eukaryota; Fungi; Ascomycota; Dothideomycetes; Dothideales; Saccotheciaceae
Exons: 3
Coding region: 1-927 (308 amino acids)
Source: RefSeq, a predicted model, not a curated record